CAACGAGCCCAAUCAUCACCCCUCGCGGUCUUUGCCCUUUGGCCUUUGUCGUUUGCGCGAGGCAGAACAGAAGGAGCGCCGCAACAGCAGCCGCAACCGGAGGGGCAAGGAGGAGGAGGAGGGAUCCGAUGGCCGAGAUCGACACCGACGUGAUCGAGGUGACCUUCGGGGACGACGUGAUCGCCACCACCGUCACGUCCUCCGGCGAGGCCGUGGAGGCCUGGCUCGCCGAGGCCCGCGCCGCGCCCGGCAGCCCCGUCGUCGGGCUCGACGUCGAGUGGCGCCCCAGCAGGCGCGCCGACGAGAACCCCGUGGCCACGCUGCAGCUCUGCGUCGGCCGCCGCUGCCUCAUCUUCCAGCUCCUCCACGCCGACCGCGUCCCCCGCGCGCUGGCGGAGUUCCUCGGCGACCGCGGCGUCCGCUUCGUCGGCGUCGGCGUGGCGGCGGACGCCGAGCGGCUUAGCGACGACCACGAGCUGGUGGUGGCCAACGCGGUGGACCUGCGGGGCCUCGCGGCGGAGGGGAUGGGCCGCCCGGACCUCCGCCAGGCGGGGCUGCGCGCCGUCGUGGCCGCCGUCAUGGGUGUCGACCUCGUGAAGCCGCGGAGGGUCACCAUGAGCCGCUGGGACGCGUCCUGCCUCAGCUACGAGCAGAUCAGGUACGCCUGCAUCGACGCCUUCGUCUCCUUCGAGGUCGGCCGCAAGCUGCUGGACGGGGAGGCGGCGGUGGCCGAUCCAGUGGCUCCAGCCGCCGAGGCGGCGGCCGAUCCAGUGGCUCCAGCCGCCGAGGCGGCGGCUGAUCCAGCGGUUGCCGCCGUCGCAGGUGCGGUGGCCGCCGUGCGACUGCAGUAAAUCUGCAUUGCUUAAUUCUAGCCUGAUUCCACAAAAAUUCGGCCCGGUUCGUCUAGAUUGGGUUGUUGACUGCAUUUUAAGUUGCAUAUUUCUCGAAUUCACCUUUAGAAUUCAAGCCAAGGUCCUGCUUCUAGGUGUUUCUGUGACUGAACAAUCGAUGGGGCAGUCGUGGAGACUGGGACUGGCAGGGGGGUUUCGCUACUGUGAUCGAUGUAGUCGUUGUUGGAUGUUGCCUGAGCAGGCAGAAGAUUGUGGUGAUUAAUCAGGUGCUGGUAUCAUUGAGCAGGUCUUUUGUACAUGUCGCUGCGCGUGGAUGCUCGAUUGCACGAGACCUUCCUCGCUGCUGUGCUGCAAUGUUGCUGCCGUGCUUGCUUGCUA
Messenger RNA from Panicum virgatum (switchgrass), 1229 nucleotides. RefSeq names its product Werner Syndrome-like exonuclease. The record is from RefSeq and is a predicted model, not a curated record. Gene Ontology annotation, biological process: nucleobase-containing compound metabolic process. Bases 129 to 851 code for a protein of 240 amino acids. Gene Ontology annotation, molecular function: nucleic acid binding; 3'-5' exonuclease activity. The transcript has a single exon. NCBI's taxonomy places the organism in Eukaryota, Viridiplantae, Streptophyta, Magnoliopsida, Poales, Poaceae. Gene Ontology annotation, cellular component: nucleus; cytoplasm.